UUGUGGACCCUGUGGCUGUUGCGGCAUCUUGUGGCUGUUUGCGCUUGGCGCCAGGUGCAGGAUACAGUACGCAUGCGCAAUGCAUUUGUCCGCUCUGCUUCGAAAGAGCCAUUUGAACCAGAACCAAACAUGCUGAAAAUAUCAAUCUUGAAGGUGGAAAGUCCUGGCUGCCUCUGGGGUCGGGUUGUCGAGGGCCCUGCUGGUUACGCACAGUCCACAGGGCAAUUCGACCACAUGAUGGCACAAAUGAACCUUUUCUACAGUGACGUUACCCAGGACCAACACAAACUCAGGCUCACAUCUUUUGAGCAGGGACAGAUCUGCGUGGUGUACUGGCCUGCUGUGAAGUCUUGGUGUCGGGCAAAGAUGAAAGCAGUCAUCACAGACUCUGUGUCCAGUCAAGCUCAAUGCUUCCUUGUCGACUAUGGAGAAGAGCGAGUAGUCCCCAUAGACCAGAUUCGAGUGGCUAUGCCAGACUUCCUGCUGCUACCAUUUUGGGUUCGGAGAUUCCACCUUUCAGGAAUAAAACCAACACGACUUCAAGUUUCUAUAAAUGAUGAGAAGGCAAAGAUGAUACCAUCUAGUCACUGGGACAGCUCUGCCACACUUUUCUUGCAUAAUCUCCUUCAAGGCUCAACUCAAACAGAAGCUGUCUUGUAUGAAACAGAAGAUAAUUCAACAUCGAUCCAGCUCUUCCUCAUGUUUGGUACCAUUAAGAUCUGUGUGAAUGACGAACUAGUGGCCAAAAAGUUUGCCUACUACAGCAAAGCCCCAGCAGCAGCAAGUGGUUUGGAUGAGGAAGAUCAAAAGCCUGUAAUGUUAUCCUCCAGCUUCUUAAACCAGGCUGUCAAUCAGACAAAGCCUGUGCCACAGUUUGCCCCACAAUCUCCACCAUCUACAGCAACCUGUACUAUGGGCCCUGUAGAGACAUGCAAUUUGCCAACAAGUGCAUGUGCACCUGAGACUGUAAAUGACAGAAGUAAUGUUGAGGAAGAUUGUUGUCCAGAUGUGACUGAAACAGAACCACUCCUUAACAACCAGUCAGAUACAAGAUCAAUGGCUUGUGCUGCUGAAAGGUUUAGUGACUGCACAGAAGAGACAGACGCCUCUUUGGCUGCAGCUUUGACCAAAAACCUUAGUCUUUUUAAGUUUUUAAAGUUUUUGAACCCACAAAGCACCUUCAAUGAGGCCAGUAGUUUCUUUAAUCGUGUGAACAAACCUGAGAACCCAGAAGACAUGUCUACAGCCACUGAAAACUGCACACUUGAACCCAUACUUGCAAAUGAUGAAGACUUAAGUGUAAGAGGAAAUGAUGACUGCUUACUUGAGCUUAGUCUUAACAAUGAGCCAAAAAGCAGCGGCACCAGUAGUUUGUCUGGGUCUGAAACAGUGGAAAAGGAGAGAUCCUGGAGAAGUGAGGAGCACUGGGCCUGUUCUCGGCUUUUGGAGUGGCUGAACCCGGAUCCCCUAAAUCCUGAUGUUGAGAUAGAAGAGGCAGAGGUUCCACCAGCUUUGAAUCCAGAAAAGGACUUGCACCUAGUUCACUCUGUGUUCCCGCUGCAGCCAUGUCACAGCCUGGACAAUGCUCCCAUCACUGACCAACUUCGCCGGCUCAUACAGAGGAAGCAGCUCUAUUCUAUGUGCCCCGCUGACCGAUACAGCUGGCCGGCUGUGGUUCGUGGAUGUAACACUCUGGUUGUGUCUCCAAAUGCUGAUCAACCAAUCAGCUACCUCCCCCCUCUCCUCACCCAUGUCCUGCUCAACUCCCUCUUCUCCCUCACUUCUAGCACUGGGCCUGUAGUGGUGGUGGUGUGUCCUGGUUGGGAGAAGGCUCAGGCCGUAUUUGACUUUAUGGAGGAGACCAAAGUCAGCCACAUCCUUCACCCCAUGAUUAUCCACGUUGGGGUCAAAGAAGAUGAAGCUAAAACCAUUAAGAUCCCCAAAAACUGCAUGAUCGUAGUGUCCACUCCCUUCAGUUUAGUUCGGGUCUUUUCCCAUCACUGUUUUCUCUUUCUGCGUAUGUACCACCUGGUGCUGGAUGAGGUGGACCAGCUUUUCACCCUGGCCCCAGAGCAGAUGACAAACAUCCUGCAACAUUUCCAGAAAGUGGUCUCCAGUGAGGAUAAGAGAUCGUGUCCACAGCAGAUUGUGGCUGUGUCCAAACGGUGGACCAGUCAGAUGGAGGGUUUAAUAACCAGUCACAUGCCUCAUCCAUCCAUCAUUAUCACUGUCCCUGAGGAGGCUGCUCUCUAUGCAAACAUACAGCAGAUCAUCCUAAUGAGUCCGGAAAGCAGCAAAAUCGAUGUACUUUUGGGCACUUUGGAUUUUAGUCCAGAAGUUGGAUUGAAAACAUUAAUCAUAACCUCCUCUCCUCGGGAAGCGGAUGAUGUGUUUGAAGCUGUGAGCAACAAGUCUGCCUUCUGCAUGAAGUCCCACGAGGGUCUAACACAUGAGUUUGACUUCGUCGUCCAACAGUGGAGGAAAAGCAUUGAUCCUGGCACUCAUGUAAUUCUGGUGACGACCAAUGAGUGUCUGAGAUGCCUGGGGAUCCAUGAUGCAAGUUGUAUCAUCCACUAUGGUUUCCCUUCCUCUCCCAGAAACUUUGGUAGUCGUCUUUUCUCCAUGGUCAAAAACUUCAGAAACCUCACUGAACCCGGAUCUCAAGAUAAAACAGACACUGGCCGUUGCCUUUCCAGAUCUGUGUUGAUCAUCUCCGAAAGAAACGCUCGUCAUGUGGUUGGAGUUUUGCGUUAUUUAGGCCGAACCAGUGCCCCGCUCCCUCCAGAGCUUCUGUCCUUUGCUCAGAGUGUGAAUGUGGCCAGAGAGGACCAGAAAACCAACAGACCUCUCUGCAGCUACUUGAAGAGCUUUGGGACAUGCAGGGACAGCAGCAUGUGUGCCGAUCGUCACUGCUGGAAUCCACAUCUGGAUGAAUCUGAGCUUCCUACAUCUGGAGUCUUAGAGGUAGUGCCUCUCUUAAUAAAGACUGCUUCACUGUUUUAUGGGCGCAUUGUCACAAAAGAGGAAAACAAUUUUGAAAGCAUUUUAGCUGAGAUCACUGCUUUCUACACUGAUAAGAAACAAGGAGCCACUGAGGUGAUAGAAGGGGCUUUGUACGCAGUGCAAGAUGAUGACGUCUUUCACAGGGUGAAGGUCCUGUCUAUCCCUGACAGACGAGACAGACUGUUUUUCAGUGUUUUUGUUGAGUUUAUUGACAUUGGUAAAAGGGAGGAAGUCAAAGCCCAUCAGCUGCUGCAGUUACCGGAGCAGUUCCAGUCUGUCCCAGGUCAAGCUGUGGAGAUCAUUGUGUGUCGAGUGAAACCGUCUGACUCUGAGAAAGACUGGCAUCCAAAGGUCACAAGAGCGAUAAGUCAGAAGGUCAAAGGACUUAAGCACAGAGCUCGAGUAGUUCUAAGUCUGGGAAACACCAUCUUUGUUGACCCCAUGGUACGAGUCUCUCACGUACCAGGCAUGAAAACGGUGAUAAACGAGUACAACCUCCAGUUUGAGAUCCUGAACAGUGGGAUGGCAGAGAGUAACCCGGAGCACAUCAACCUCCUCAAAGCUCUGUGUGAGACUAACAUGAGCAGCAACAAGCUCUCACUGUAUGCGAACGACGUAACCUCUUUGGAAAACCGUAUCCAGGCUGAAGAGGAGGUCCUUGCAAAAGCGUUUGGAACAGGACAAUUCAAGAAUUACAUGGCUGCAGGGGAACCAGUCCAGAUGCUGUGUCCCCUCUCUGUCAUAACCAAACCUGUGGUCCCCUGUCCCCCCACCCCCCCUCCCUCGUCUCUGCCUGUGUCUCUGACCCCUGAGAAACUCCUGAACCAUGCCGAAACGACUGAACUGAAAAUGGCUGAUCUGUCCAGCACUAUCAACUCAGGGACGCAAUGCAUGAGUAGUCAAGAUGGCUCUCUACAGAUCAAUCCAGUUGUUCAAAAUGGCAAGGAAAAAUAUGAAUCUGAUGAACAAUAUUUAGUUGUGUAACUCAUUUGCUUGUGGUUCAGUAUUGUUUUUUACACUUAGGUGUUGCUGAGAAGCAUGAAAUUACCA
Molecule: messenger RNA, 4053 nt
Organism: Boleophthalmus pectinirostris (great blue-spotted mudskipper)
Lineage: Eukaryota; Metazoa; Chordata; Actinopteri; Gobiiformes; Gobiidae
Gene: tdrd12
Product: tudor domain containing 12
Exons: 33
Coding region: 73-3987 (1304 amino acids)
Biological process (GO): transposable element silencing; germ-line stem cell division
Molecular function (GO): metal ion binding
Source: RefSeq, a predicted model, not a curated record